This is a messenger RNA of Acaulospora morrowiae, 615 nucleotides long. Lineage: Eukaryota; Fungi; Glomeromycota; Glomeromycetes; Diversisporales; Acaulosporaceae. The record is from the annotation of a GenBank genome assembly.
UCACAAUUAACCAUUUUUCAACUGAAACCGGAUGAAGAGGCCGAAGAGUUUGGUAAUUUAAUUACCUUUAUCUCACAGGUAGCACAAUGCUAUCCAAAGGAGACCAGCAACUUUCCUCAGCAAGUGAUAAAUUUACUUUCCGAGCAUCAUCAAAUAUUACAUCCUAAUCUUCGAAGGACCAUGGUACAAGGCCUCAUAUUACUUCGCAAUAAAGACAUAAUACCAAGCAUCACAUUAUUAUCCUUAUUCUACACAUUGUUCCGAGUGCGCGACAAACAACUUCGUGAUCUGAUCUACUCGCAUAUAAUCACCGAUAUAAAAAACUCCAAUGCAAAACACAAAAACAACAAACUUAAUAAAACCUUACAAGGUUUCAUGUACACCAUCCUUCAGACCACGAAUAAUAAUAAUUCAGCUGAAAAUGCAGUGGCCGCAAAGAAAAGUUUAGAUGCUUGUAUUGAAUUGUACAGAAAGGGAGUAUGGAACGAUGCUAAAACUGUUAAUGUUAUAGCGGAAGCAUGCUUCCAUUCUGUAACAAAGAUUAAAGUUUCAGCCAUUCAAUUUUUCUUGGGAACCAAUCAAGAGAAUCAGGAUGAUGAUAGUGAUGACGAGAAG